AUAACUUUUUUGAAAAAAUCCCACCAUAAACGACAGUCGGGGAGGACAAAAACCCCUAUCCAGCUCUCCAAGAUCGAUCGAUCAGGCCAUCUCACAUCGAUCUAUAGGUGUUCCUGCACCGUUUGUCGGCUCGGAUUUUUAAUUGCGUCACUAAUGAGCUGCAUUUAUGUUAAUCUCCGCACUCGGGACGUCUAAGCGUUGCAUGACACAAAGAUCCAAAGAUUGAGAGGGAUACCGUCUUUCGGCGCUUCUUUUUGGCUUUUUUUGGUUUCUUUUGGUAGUUUUCACCUGCUGAGCCGUUUAUGGUUAUUGCCGCAAUUCCGUUGUGACAGUCGGAGGCGCUUUAUCAUAAAUUAAAAAGUCGUGUUGUCGGAAAGGGACAGACAGAGCGGACAAUCGGACCAACAGACCAGCGGACACCUGGACGGACAAGAGUACCCGCCCCCGCUUGGCGGUCCAACUGAUGGAUGAUGAUGCCGCUGAUGGCAGUUUCGGCUUUUGAGUUAUGGCCGGUUAUGGCCAAGCCGGAGAUUUGCAUGAAUGAAACGUAAACGCACGCGCUGAUAAACGAGCUCCAUCUCCCCGAUUCGGUGAUUCGGUCCUCAGCUUUGGUGAUCCGAUCUUGGUGCUCUCGCGAUGACUUAAUUGAAACGCCGCUGGCUGAAGCAGCAUAAGGUGUUAAUUAGCAUACGAACAAAUAAACAACAAUAAAAGCAACAAUAAGAAAGAAUACAACUUCCCAGCCUCAUCCGUCGUGUAUUUUUUAUAUAGUUUGUAUUUUGUCCAAGUCGGAUUGUAUUUCGGUUUUCGGUUCGAUCGUCGUAUCGGUUUUAGCCUUCCUCGCGAUGAAGUAUUAAGUGCUGCCGUCUGCUUUUUCGGAUCAUUAAUAACAAAACAGAGGCAUUAGCUCCUUCUGGUUCGAUCUGUGGGUUUCCUAUGGCACUGUUUUAUGUGUAAAAAAAAAAAAAAUCCAAGGCCCAAGUAGUGAAACAACUGUGGAUUGGAAAUUGGACUCCGGGUGGGCAUUUUUGUGCAAAGCUCAGCGAAUAGAAAUUAAAACCCCAAAUGGGUAUUCAGACUUUUAGUGCGAAUAGAAUAUGAUGAUAGUGGCAGCUGUACGGGCUCUCCUCGGAUUUGCAUCGUCAUGUGGAAAAUACAUAACAAGCUCUUAAUCUACAUACUCUGGAUUAUGGAAAUAAGAUUAGUGUCCAGCUUUACAUCCGCCAUGCUCUGCGCCCGGAUACCGGGCCUGACCCCGGCCCAGCGCCAUAUGUGCGGCGAGAUGCCCGAUGCUCUGAUCGCCCUGGGCGAGGGCCACCAGCUGGGCGCCCAGGAGUGCCAGCACCAGUUCCGGGGCCACCGCUGGAACUGUUCGGAGGUGUGGCAGCGUAAUGUGUUUGCUCAUGUUAUACCCACAGCUUCACGUGAGGCAGCCUACACCUAUGCGAUAGCCAGUGCCGGGGCGGCAUAUGCGGUAACUGCCGCCUGUGCCCGUGGCAACAUCUCCACCUGCGGCUGCGAUGUGCGGCACAAGACUGCUCCCGCAGCCGAGGGGGCCGCAGAAGAACCCUGGAAGUGGGGCGGUUGCUCGGCAGAUGUGGAUUUUGGAAUGCGAUAUGCGAGAAGAUUCAUGGAUGCCCGCGAACUAGAGCGCGAUUCGAGAACGCUAAUGAAUAUACACAACAACAGAGCAGGGAGAACGUUGGUUAAGAAAAUGCUUCGCACAGACUGCAAGUGCCAUGGGGUGAGUGGAUCCUGUGUGAUGAAAACCUGCUGGAAGAGCCUGCCGCCUUUCCGCCUGAUCGGCGACAAGCUUAUGCAAAAAUAUCAAAAAGCCAAAACUGUUCAAGCCGUCAAAGGCAAACGUGGACUGAGAUUAGUAAUAAGCAGAAAGAAGCACCCUGGAGUAGCUCGUGCUGCGAAACCGGUGCUCCAUUGGCCAAAGCGGAUGGAGCUGAUCUAUCUGGAGGCGUCACCCAAUUACUGUGAACGUAGCCUGCAGGCGGGCAGCCAGGGCACCGCCGGAAGGAUCUGCCAGCACGGUGGCCACGGCCCACAGAGCUGUGACCUUCUCUGCUGUGGGCGUGGCCACAACACGCAGCACAUCCGGGUGACGAAGCAAUGCCGCUGCCAGUUCCGAUGGUGCUGCGAAGUGAAGUGCGAUGAGUGCGACGAGAGCUACGAGGAGUUCACCUGUAAAUAGAUCCAAGUUCCCAGAGUAGGAGUAGGAGGAGGAGUAGCCACGCCAAGCCGGAACACUGCUAGUAUUAGAGCUAUUAGAGUCAUAGGAAAUGCGUUUAUUAAGUAUUAUGAGAAAUGUAUUACACUCACAACAGACACACCACAGCCCUCAAGGCAGACACAUUCCACACUAGGAAGUAACCAGUUAACCCUGUACACUAUUUUCAAAACAAAAUACAACAACUAUCUUAAAAACUAUUA
Messenger RNA from Drosophila bipectinata, 2442 nucleotides. RefSeq names its product Wnt oncogene analog 2 (gene Wnt2). Lineage: Eukaryota; Metazoa; Arthropoda; Insecta; Diptera; Drosophilidae. Gene Ontology annotation, cellular component: extracellular region. The record is from RefSeq and is a predicted model, not a curated record. Gene Ontology annotation, molecular function: frizzled binding; cytokine activity. Gene Ontology annotation, biological process: multicellular organism development; cell fate commitment; canonical Wnt signaling pathway.